CUUCCUGUCCCCGCGGCUCUGUGUCCCCUGCUAGCCGUAGGCCGUGUGACCCGCAGGCACCGGGAGAUCCAGAAGUGAAACGCCAGGCUCUCUGGAGGCCAGGAGAUGGCACAGACACCUUACCAGAAUGUCUUUGGUUUGAGGUUCCACUUUGGAAACUUGACAGGGUGAUUUGCUCUCAGCCACCCUCUGGACUUUUUCCUCAGUUUCAGUAUUGUCCAGGGAUAACACAGGAUGCCCACCAUGGCCAUGUCUGCUGGAGCAUCUAGUGAAUUUCAGGCCCUGGGUUAUUUCUCAGAGGACAGCCUGAGGUAUGAAGUGUGGCCUCUCCAGGGAGCAGCUGGAUGCCCUGGGCUGAGAGAAAUCUCCUGGUCUACUCUUCCUCUAAAGAGGUGUGAUUUGUCCAGAGAAUCUUUCCUAAGAGGAAAUCCCAGAGAAGCAGGAGAAAGAGAAAGAAAUGGCUGGUGCUCAGACACUGUUGACGUUCAGGGAUGUGGCCAUAGAAUUCUCCCUGGAGGAGUGGAAAUGCCUGGACCUUGCUCAGCAGAAUUUGUACAGGGAUGUGAUGUUGGAGAACUACAGAAACUUGUUCUCCGUUGGUCUCACUGUCUCUAAGCCAGGCCUGAUCACCUGCCUGGAGCAACGAAAAGAGCCCUGGAAUGUGAAGAGACAGGAGGCAGCAGACGGACAUCCAGCAUCCGCAAACGUUUAGCUUGUCUUUAUAUCUUGACAAUUGUGAAUAAUGCUGCAGUGAACAUGAGGGAGCAGAUAAUUCUUCAAGAUGCUGCUUUUAUUCCCUUCAGUUAUUAUAUACACAGAAGUGUGAUUGCUGCGUUGCAGGAGAUGGGAUUUCACCAUGCUACUCAGGCUUGUCUCGAACUCCUGGGCUCAAGCGAUCUGCCUGCCUCAGCCUCCCAAAGUGCUGGGAUUACAGGUGUGAACCACCGUGCCCAGCCAGGCCUCAAUGUUUCUGUGGACAAAUUCACUGCAUUGUGCUCACCUGGGGUGCUGCAAACUGUGAAAUGGUUUUUAGAGUUCAGAUGCAUCUUCUCACUAGCUAUGUCUUCUCAUUUUACCCAAGACCUUCUGCCAGAGCAGGGCAUACAAGAUGCAUUCCCAAAAACAAUACUGAGAGGAUAUGGAAAUUGUGGCCUUGAUAAUUUAUAUUUAAGGAAAGACUGGGAAAGUUUAGAUGAGUGUAAGUUGCAAAAAGAUUAUAAUGGACUUAACCAAUGUUCAUCAACUACCCAUAGCAAAAUCUUUCAAUAUAAUAAAUAUGUUAAAAUCUUUGAUAACUUUUCAAAUUUACAUAGACGUAAUAUAAGUAAUACUGGAGAGAAACCUUUCAAAUGUCAAGAAUGUGGCAAAUCCUUUCAAAUAUUCUCAUUCCUAACUGAACAUCAGAAAAUUCACACUGGAAAAAAAUUCCAAAAAUGUGGAGAAUGUGGCAAAACCUUUAUCCAGUGCUCACACUUUACUGAACAUGAGAACAUUGACACUGGAGAGAAACCUUACAAGUGUCAAGAAUGUAACAACGUCAUUAAAACUUGCUCAGUCCUUACUAAAAAUAGAAUUUACGCCAGAGGGGAACAUUACAGAUGUGAAGAAUUUGGCAAAGUAUUUAACCAGUGCUCCCACCUUACUGAACAUGAGCAUGGUACUGAGGAAAAACCCUGCAAAUAUGAAGAGUGCAGCAGUGUCUUUAUCUCUUGCUCAAGCCUUUCUAAUCAACAGAUGAUUCUUGCUGGAGAGAAGCUCUCCAAAUGUGAAACAUGGUACAAAGGUUUUAACCACGGCCCAAAUCCUUCCAAACACCAGAGAAAUGAGAUUGGAGGGAAACCUUUCAAAUGUGAGGAAUGUGACAGCAUCUUCAAGUGGUUCUCAGACCUUACUAAACAUAAGAGAAUUCACACUGGUGAGAAACCAUACAAAUGUGACGAAUGUGGGAAAGCCUAUACACAGUCCUCACACCUCAGUGAACACAGGAGGAUUCACACCGGAGAGAAACCCUACCAAUGUGAAGAAUGUGGGAAGGUCUUCAGAACUUGCUCAAGCCUUUCUAACCAUAAGAGAACUCAUUCUGAAGAAAAACCCUACACGUGUGAAGAAUGUGGCAACAUCUUUAAGCAGUUAUCAGACCUCACUAAGCAUAAGAAAACCCAUACUGGAGAGAAACCCUACAAAUGUGACGAAUGUGGAAAAAACUUUACCCAGUCCUCCAACCUUAUUGUACAUAAGAGAAUUCAUACUGGAGAGAAACCCUACAAGUGUGAAGAAUGUGGCAGAGUCUUCAUGUGGUUCUCAGACAUUACCAAACAUAAGAAAACCCAUACUGGAGAGAAACCCUACAAAUGUGACGAAUGUGGAAAAAACUUUACCCAGUCCUCAAACCUUAUUGUACAUAAGAGAAUUCAUACUGGAGAGAAACCCUACAAGUGCGAAAAGUGUGGCAAAGCCUUCACCCAGUUCUCACACCUGACUGUACAUGAAAGCAUUCAUACUUGAGAAAAAAAUAAACAAAUAUAAAAAUAGGCAAAGCCGUAGCUGCUCGCAUCCUACUUUACAUCAGAGUUCAGACUUAAUAAAGUUAUCAUAAAUGUAAUUACUAUUGAAAGACCUUUCAUGAAAUAUAAGUCUCCAGAGCACACAAGAGUAUUUCUUCUGAAAAAAAUGUUACAAUUAUACUAGAUGGAAGACUUGCAUCAGUUGCUUAAACUUUCAGAAAAUUUGUAGAGAAACCCAACAAAUCUCAUAAAUGUGGAAUAACAUUUGUUCAAAAAUGAUAGCUUAGAAAACACUAGAGUUCAUACUAAAAGAUAUUUUGCAAAUACACUAAAUGGGAAAAAUAAGCAAAAUCCAAUUUAAGUAAACAAUGGAGGAUUUGAAGGAGAAAGGAGUAGAGCACGGACACGUUCAGAAAUGACACUGAAUCCCUGUGUUGAGUCUACAGAGACAUCUCGACUUAAAAUAGAUCAUUUAUAUUUAAGUUUAAAAGGAGGAUGAGACUGAGUUUUUGUAGAGUUAUAAUUACAUUCAAAAUAUACUUUUUUGCAUUGAAAAAAUGUUAAAUUUUUGAGAAGCAAAUAUUGAUGUCAUUGAAUUCUCAAAUCAGUAGAUACUGUGUCUUCAUUUCUAGUGCUGAUGUGAAAACACAUGGUCAGUUGUUGCUGCAUCAGAGAUAUGAGAAAUUCUUUUCUCUUAGGUGUGCAUCACUGAUAUACUUGUCCGUGAAAGGUGAAAGACACUGAAAUGUAAGAUGCGUGAGUAAAAUCUUGGUAGAGAGGC
Pan troglodytes (chimpanzee) is the source of this 3285-nucleotide messenger RNA. RefSeq names its product zinc finger protein 195 (gene ZNF195). Gene Ontology annotation, cellular component: nucleus. Lineage: Eukaryota; Metazoa; Chordata; Mammalia; Primates; Hominidae. Gene Ontology annotation, biological process: embryo development; regulation of transcription by RNA polymerase II. Gene Ontology annotation, molecular function: RNA polymerase II cis-regulatory region sequence-specific DNA binding; DNA-binding transcription factor activity, RNA polymerase II-specific. The coding region runs from base 757 to 2505 and encodes 582 amino acids. The record is from RefSeq and is a predicted model, not a curated record. The transcript is spliced from 9 exons.